CUGUACUGGUUUUUCUUUGAUUAGGCUCGAUACGGGUCUGAAGAAUUCCAGCCGGGUUCAGCUAGCACACAGUAACUGGCAAGCUCCCCUCCUGAUACCUUCCCCCCAUCUGAAGCCGGCAUCUACCGCUGCAAGUCAUCCGUGGUCUCGACGAGGUUGCCCAAUAGAGACGAGGAAGCGCCGAGGGCAAGGAGGCAGUCAGGCAGGAGCAGCAGGAGCAGCUUCCAUUUCCAUCAACUGGCACGACUGGCACUCAACUGGCGCCCCUCCUUAGAGGUAGUGCUGCCACAUCCCACAAGUCAUCCGUACCCGAGACUAGCCCGUAUCAGCUAAUGGCCCUUCGCCUCAAAAGAGGACAAUCUUUGUGUUGCUUUCCCGUGCCUCUUCCACAAAUGCGUGCUUUUGCUUCUACUUCUUCUGCAACCACAAAGCUGCUGCCCCUGCUACCCUACCGUCUUCUCGUGCGACCAUCUCCCAACCGUCCCGCCCACGCCCACGCCAACGCCCACGCCCACCAGAGCGGGCUCUCCUUUCAUCAGCGUCAGACCAACACCUCUUUAACAAAGCCCACCACACAAGUUCGCGAAGCUCGGAGCACAAGCAGCGCUGCCUUUUCUCUCAUUGCUACUAGGCAACUGAGAGGCACCCGUAAUACAACCACCAUGGCGGGCGCGAGUGCGUCAACCGACAGCCCUGCGGGGUCAGAUCCCCUCCAUCCAAAGGUCAAUAUGCCGCGAAUGGUCUACGGCACAGCCUGGAAGAAGAACCGCACUGCCGACCUGGUCUACCAGGCCAUCAAGGAAGGCUUCCGCGGUAUCGAUACGGCCGCCAUGAAGCGACACUACAGCGAGGAGCUGACGGGUGAGGGCAUUCGAAGAGCCAUCAAGGACGGAAUCGUCACCCGGGAGGAACUAUAUAUCCAAACAAAGUACACCCCCCACGACGACGCCUUCCUAGCCGAACCCGCCCUCUACCCAACCAUAACCUCACAAGUCCUCGCCUCCGUGACCUCCUCCCUGCGAAACCUCGCCCACACCGAGUCCGAAGAGGACACAAGCUACAUAGACUGCCUAAUAAUGCACUCCCCCUUCCCCGACCCUGUCUCCACGCUCGAGUGCUGGACGGCCUUACAGUCCUUCGUCCCGCACCGCAUCCGCUCGCUGGGCAUCUCCAACAUUACCCUCCCGGAGCUGCAGUACCUGGUCGCCGACCCGCGCGUGACCGUGUACCCGACGGUGAUCCAGAAUCGCUUUCGCCGCGCUGAGCGCCGGUGGGACUACGAGCUGCGCCGGUGGUGCGCGAACCAGAACAGCACGCGCUGGAAGGGCGAGAAGAGGACGCGCUACCAGGGCUUCUGGACGCUGACGGGGAACAGGGCCGAUUGGCCGACUCAGAAGUUUGUGAGGGAGUUGGCUAUGGCGGUGCCCAAGACGGCGCAGGAGGUGGAGGCGCUGGAGGCGGAGGCGGCGGCGGCGGCAGAAACAGAAGAACAAAAAGAAGGGGAACAAGAAGGUGGGGGUGGUCUUGUUGACGGAGAGCCAGCAGGGACAGGGGAUCUUCUUGAGAGCGGGGAUGGGGAGUUGGGGAUAAGUCUGGAAGCCGCCUGGUAUGCGCUGAUCAUACUGGGAGCGGACGUUGUGGUUCUGAACGGGACGACAAGCCAACAACACAUGAGGGACGAUCUGGAAUGUUUAGAGAGGGUAGAGAGGUGGAAGAAGACGCCCCAGGGGAAAAAAGCGUGGGAUAGGUGUUUUGAGGGGUUCAAGGCGUUGGUGGGGAUGCCGCCUCCUUGACCUGUGUCGGGUGUGCGUGUGACCAAAAAGGGGUGAGCGAAUGGGCAUGAUUGGUGGGUGAUAUGUAAUAGAGGAUGGAUCUUAGGCGGGAGUCCGUGGAUAAGUUAUCUGACAUACUG
Molecule: messenger RNA, 1912 nt
Organism: Neurospora tetraspora
Lineage: Eukaryota; Fungi; Ascomycota; Sordariomycetes; Sordariales; Sordariaceae
Product: NADP-dependent oxidoreductase domain-containing protein
Exons: 2
Coding region: 333-1793 (486 amino acids)
Cellular component (GO): cytosol
Molecular function (GO): aldose reductase (NADPH) activity
Source: RefSeq, a predicted model, not a curated record